UCAGUCGGUCUCGUCGAGUGACGGACGAGUCGCGCCGUUUUUGUGUUCCCGAUUUUUUUUUUUGUUUCUGCCUUGUAUUCUCCCGGCAUAAAUUCCCAAUAAUCCCGGUUUCAAAUCCAGUCCGGCGGUGGUCCAGGCGGGGUUUCUUGCACGCUACGAGGGUCGUUUUGUGUGUUCAGCAAUGACGGAAGAGAACGGUACGGAUGAACACGGCCGAUCGGAUUCGUACCGGGUAGCCACCAUACCGACCAGUUACGAUGAUAUGAAAACGGCGGACGGUCAACCCAAGGCACGGAGGAAAGUGCAAAAAAAGACCAGGAAACCAGGGGACUUAGAUGACCUGAAGCAGGAAUUAGAUAUCGAUUAUCAUAAAAUCUCGUUAGAGGAACUUUACCAGAGGUUUCAAACACAUCCGGAGAAUGGUCUCAGUCAUGCAAAAGCAAAAGAAAACUUGGAACGGGACGGACCCAAUGCCCUCACCCCCCCGAAAACGACACCGGAAUGGGUGAAAUUCUGUAAAAAUUUAUUCGGGGGUUUCGCUCUUCUGCUAUGGAUCGGCGCGAUCUUGUGUUUUAUCGCUUACGGUAUCCAGGCGAGUACCGUCGAGGAACCCGCGGACGACAACUUGUUCUUGGGUAUCGUCUUGGCUGCCGUCGUUAUCGUUACAGGUAUAUUCUCGUACUACCAAGAAAGCAAAAGCUCAAAAAUCAUGGAAUCGUUCAAGAACAUGGUGCCUCAGUUCGCGACGGUCCUACGCGAGGGCGAAAAACUGACCCUGCGAGCCGAGGACCUGGUGCUGGGAGACGUGGUCGAGGUGAAGUUCGGCGACCGCAUCCCCGCCGACAUCCGAAUCAUCGAGUCGCGCGGUUUCAAGGUGGACAACUCCUCGCUAACCGGGGAAUCGGAACCGCAAAGUCGCAGCGCCGAGUUCACCCACGAGAAUCCCCUGGAAACCAAAAAUUUAGCGUUUUUCUCAACCAACGCCGUCGAGGGCACUGCCAAGGGGGUCGUGAUCGCUUGCGGUGACAACACCGUCAUGGGCCGUAUCGCCGGUUUGGCCUCCGGCUUGGACACCGGCGAAACCCCGAUCGCCAAAGAAAUCCAUCAUUUCAUUCAUUUGAUCACCGGCGUCGCCGUAUUCUUAGGAGUCACGUUCUUCGUUAUCGCUUUCAUUUUAGGCUACCACUGGCUGGAUGCCGUGAUCUUCCUUAUCGGUAUCAUCGUAGCGAAUGUCCCGGAAGGUCUAUUGGCGACAGUUACGGUGUGUCUCACCCUCACGGCCAAAAGGAUGGCCUCCAAGAACUGCUUGGUGAAGAAUCUGGAGGCGGUGGAAACGUUGGGUUCCACCAGCACCAUCUGCUCGGAUAAGACCGGUACUUUGACGCAGAACCGGAUGACGGUGGCUCAUAUGUGGUUCGAUAAUCAGAUCAUCGAGGCGGACACGACUGAGGAUCAGUCGGGGGUGCAGUACGAUCGUACCAGUCCGGGAUUUAAGGCGCUUUCACGUAUCGCGACUUUGUGUAACCGGGCUGAAUUUAAACCGGGACAGAAUAACGUGCCGAUAUUGAAACGGGAAGUUAACGGAGACGCUUCUGAGGCCGCUUUGUUGAAGUGUAUGGAAUUGGCGUUGGGUGACGUUAUGGCCAUUAGGAAGAAGAAUAAGAAGGUAUGCGAGGUUCCAUUCAACUCGACCAACAAAUACCAAGUCUCCAUCCACGAAAACGAAGAUCCCAACGAUCCCCGUCACAUUUUGGUGAUGAAGGGCGCCCCGGAACGUAUCCUGGAACGGUGCAGCACCAUCUUCAUUUGCGGCAAAGAGAAGGUCCUGGACGAGGAGAUGAAGGAGGCGUUCAACAACGCAUACCUCGAGCUCGGCGGUUUAGGCGAACGUGUCUUGGGUUUCUGCGAUUUCAUGCUGCCCACCGAUAAAUACCCGAUCGGGUACAAAUUCAAUUGCGACGACCCGAAUUUCCCGUUGGACGGACUCAGAUUCGUAGGACUGAUGUCGAUGAUCGAUCCGCCGCGUGCCGCAGUACCGGACGCGGUCGCCAAAUGUCGUAGCGCCGGCAUCAAGGUCAUCAUGGUAACCGGAGAUCAUCCGAUCACCGCGAAAGCGAUCGCCAAGUCGGUCGGGAUCAUUUCCGAAGGAAACGAAACGGUGGAGGAUAUCGCUCAACGACUCAACAUUCCCGUAUCUGAGGUUAAUCCGAGGGAGGCAAAAGCGGCCGUGGUGCACGGCUCCGAGCUGCGAGAUUUGGCUUCUGAGCAGUUGGACGAGAUCCUGAGGUAUCACACGGAAAUCGUGUUCGCUAGAACGUCGCCGCAACAGAAGUUGAUUAUUGUGGAGGGGUGUCAGAGGAUGGGCGCCAUUGUGGCUGUAACCGGUGACGGCGUGAACGACUCGCCAGCCCUCAAAAAAGCGGACAUCGGCGUAGCGAUGGGCAUCGCCGGCUCGGACGUGUCCAAACAAGCGGCCGACAUGAUUUUACUCGACGACAAUUUCGCCUCGAUCGUGACCGGGGUGGAGGAGGGCCGACUCAUCUUCGACAACUUGAAGAAAUCGAUCGCGUACACCCUCACCUCGAACAUUCCCGAAAUCUCUCCCUUUUUGGCUUUUAUCCUUUGCGACAUUCCUUUACCGCUCGGCACCGUUACUAUCCUUUGCAUCGAUCUCGGAACCGACAUGGUACCGGCCAUUUCUUUGGCAUACGAAGAGGCCGAAUCUGAUAUAAUGAAGAGGCCCCCCAGGGACCCACAAAACGAUAAACUUGUCAAUGCUAGGUUGAUUUCGAUGGCUUAUGGUCAAAUCGGUAUGAUCCAAGCGGCAGCCGGAUUCUUCGUUUAUUUUGUCAUCAUGGCCGAAAACGGAUUCUUGCCCAUGAAACUGUUUGGAAUACGUAAAAUGUGGGACUCGAAGGCCAUCAACGAUUUGCCCGAUUCUUAUGGUCAAGAAUGGACCUACAAGGACCGAAAAACAUUGGAAUACACCUGUCACACCGCCUUCUUCGUCUCGAUCGUGAUCGUUCAAUGGGCCGAUUUGAUCGUGUGCAAGACCCGCCGUAACUCGAUCGUCCAUCAGGGAAUGCGAAAUUGGGCCUUGAACUUCGGUUUGGUCUUCGAGACCGCCCUCGCAUGCUUUUUGUCUUAUACUCCGGGCAUGGACAAGGGAUUACGUAUGUUCCCACUCAAAUUCGUCUGGUGGUUACCAGCGAUCCCGUUCAUGCUCGCCAUCUUCAUCUACGACGAGGUGCGACGGUUCUACUUGCGUCGCAACCCCGGAGGCUGGUUGGAGCAGGAGACGUACUACUAAGGAGCAGCUACGACCCCCUCCACUGCCACUUACAAUAGUAAUUGUUGUUUCGAUAGGAGUGACAUCGCUUCAGGGCAAGUCUUAACUCGUAUCAUAACAACACGGGAGAAGAGGGAACUCGAGCGCAAGCAACUCUUCUUCUCCUUUCCACUGUUUGAUUUUGGCAUUAAAUUACGAUGUCGUUCUCUAUCGAUUGUUGUACAAAUCAUGUUGCUAAUUCUAGAACAUUUACUGCUGUUACGCAGUCAUAUUAUUAACUAAGGAGAUUUAUUGGCCGAGGCCGAUCUAUUAUUAUUUAUUAUAGUACGGGCUCUUGAUGCCCGUCUUGAAAUCGUAUAAAGAGGUACAUCAGUAGUUAUUAAUUUGAUUGAUAUUAAUAUUAUUAUUAUUAAUUAGGGGUUGCGACAGUGUCUCACAAAUGGAUUGUUGGAUUGGGGUGCAAAUAAAAGAAAACGCUCAUUAUGCAGCUGUUAAUGUUUCGACCUUCAGUAGAUCAUCUUCAAUGUUCUAAAAUAGCUUUUGUUUUUCAAUUUGCUCCUUAAUCCCACUGUUUAGGUCGCAAAACUUCGUGCAGUGUCACUUUUUGUUUUCCCCUAUUGAAUUAAAUACAUUCCAUUGCGAGGGUACUGCGACAGGGUUGUCUCGGGGGGGUGUCCGUAGUACUACGUGGGGCUCUGGUGGGCAGUUCCAAUAGUUUUCUGUUAAUGGACGCACGCCUCUGCCGAACGAACGAAAGAAACGUUUUAGUAUUAUUUGAUAACGAGGGUCGUACUGAAACGCUUUAGGUCUAAUUUGUGUAUUUAUGCAUUUAGUAGACCUGAAUCUUUGCUUGAGUACAUUGGCACACAGCCUCUUGUUUAUUUAAUAAGAUUUAAAAAAAAAAAACACUUAGGUUAGCUAGGAGAUAAUGUAACUGUGUUGUUAAAUAAGUCUCAUUUGAAAAACCGGUCGUGCUCAAUACACAUGACUAGUCUACUACUACUACUACUAUUAAUAAUAUCAUUAUUAUUAUAAACGUUCGGCAUUUAUUUCUUCCCCCUCCAUUUGCGAAAUGUAUACUGUGACAAUUAGGCAGCAAAAAGUAAAAUAAAUGAGUGUGCUGAGAGUCUACGCUGCUUUUAUGGUGAAUUAAUGAUCAUCAUCGUAGGUCCGCUUAUUAUACGUAGUAGAGUUUUUAUGUUUGUUCACUAGUUUGUUUGGAAAAAAAUUAUAAUAAUAAGGCGUGCUGGUCCGAGACCAGGUGACCACAGUAUUCAUUAUUAUUGUAAAUAUUUUUAAGUAAAUCACUUAAUUAUUUUUCCGCUUCUGUUAUUUUCACGUUCAUAUUUUAGUAUGUAAUGAAGCUGUAUAAAUUUGGGUUUUAAUAAAAACGGAUGAUAGUGUUAAAGAAAA
This is a messenger RNA of Anthonomus grandis grandis, 4702 nucleotides long. RefSeq names its product sodium/potassium-transporting ATPase subunit alpha (gene Atpalpha). The transcript is spliced from 12 exons. The record is from RefSeq and is a predicted model, not a curated record. NCBI's taxonomy places the organism in Eukaryota, Metazoa, Arthropoda, Insecta, Coleoptera, Curculionidae. Bases 182 to 3310 code for a protein of 1042 amino acids. Gene Ontology annotation, biological process: intracellular potassium ion homeostasis; sodium ion export across plasma membrane; potassium ion import across plasma membrane. Gene Ontology annotation, molecular function: ATP binding; ATP hydrolysis activity; P-type sodium:potassium-exchanging transporter activity. Gene Ontology annotation, cellular component: membrane.